AUUUUAUAGCAAGCGGUAUUAUCGUUUAACUUUUAGUAUUCAUUGAAACGGCAACAAAUAUCAGUGACAUUUUCGGCAAAUAGUGACACCUCGAAUUUUAUAAAAGAAUUCGGUCAGGUAGUUUCGUUUCCUUAAAUGAACUUUAUUUCACAAUAAAAUCAAAUGGCGGUGAACGUAUAUUCAACUAAUGUAACGUCAGAUAAUCUGUCCCGACAUGAUAUGCUAGCAUGGGUGAACGAAUGUCUACAGAGCAGUUUUGGAAAAAUAGAGGAAUUAUGCACAGGUGCCGCUUAUUGUCAAUUUAUGGAUAUGCUUUUCCCCGGAUCUGUAUUACUGAAAAGGGUGAAAUUUCGAACCAAUUUGGAACAUGAGUAUAUACAAAAUUUCAAAAUACUUCAGGCCAGUUUCAAGAAAAUGUCCGUUGAUAAGAUCGUCCCCAUAGACAGGCUGGUGAAAGGUAGAUUCCAAGAUAAUUUCGAGUUCCUGCAGUGGUUCAAGAAAUUCUUCGACGCCAAUUACAAAGGGACGGAUUACGAUGCGUUGGGAGCACGAGGGGGUGAACAACUCGGCCAAGGAGGAGCCAACGCUCCUAAAGGGCAUUCUCUGAUGUUACGUCGACCGAACGCGUCGCCUUCAUCGCAUGUUAUCCCACCGCAACAGACGUCACCGACAAACAAGCAGAAGCCUGCCAUUAGGGCCAUGCCCAAAGUGAAUGCAGUAAGACCAACAACGAAUACACAGAAACCGAUGAUAAAUAGAUCCCAAGCAGGUGAUGCUGGAAAGUUAGAUGAGUUAACGAGUCAAAUUGCUGAAUUUAAGCUGACUGUCGAUGGACUAGAAAAAGAGAGAGACUUUUAUUUCGGAAAACUUAGAGACAUCGAGGUGAUGUGUCAAGAAUGCGAAGAUGGGAAUCCGAUUAUCCAAAAAAUAUUGGACGUUUUAUACGCAACAGAGGAAGGAUUCGCUCCUCCCGAUGAGGUAGAAGGUGUGGGUGACGAAGACGAAUACUAAAAAAUCGACUUGUAAUCACCUUGCGGAAUCAAAAUCGCCUUAAGUUAUUGAACAUAAUAAUAGAAAAAAAAACGAAAAAAAAAAAUCAUUUUUGUAUCUACAGCAACAUGGAUUUUUUAAAAUAAUAAUUCAGUUAAGUUUAUUUGAUAAAAUAGUUUUAUAAGUGUUGCUUACAUUCGUGUGUCAAGAUGGUAUUUCAAAAGCACGUCAUUCGUUUUUAUACCCCUUACAAACAGAAACUAAUUUUUAUUUAAAAUCGAAUAUGACUGCCACGUUGAUUGUUCUCUUAUUUGUCUCUUUCGGUCGGGUUAAAUCGGCUUCGAAUUAUCUUGAUAUACAACAUUGUUUUUAAAAUGUUUAUAAGCUUUUUAACGGACACGUCAAUCAAUCAAAAAUUUUUUGUACGUUAACAUUAAUGUGUGUGUGUGUGUAUUCGGAAGUCGAUAUGCGAUCGAUGCGGCAGUCAACGUGUCGCAAUCGCCGACACCUCCAUACAUUAUAUUUGUGAUCCUGUUUUUUUUUGUAAUGCUAAUCGUUUCUAUUGAUAAUACAUCUGUCAAUAUUAAA
This is a messenger RNA of Diorhabda carinulata, 1578 nucleotides long. It is a transcript of the gene Eb1, whose product is annotated as microtubule-associated protein RP/EB family member 1. Gene Ontology annotation, cellular component: spindle midzone; microtubule plus-end; microtubule organizing center. The coding region runs from base 163 to 1011 and encodes 282 amino acids. The transcript is spliced from 6 exons. NCBI's taxonomy places the organism in Eukaryota, Metazoa, Arthropoda, Insecta, Coleoptera, Chrysomelidae. Gene Ontology annotation, molecular function: microtubule plus-end binding. The record is from RefSeq and is a predicted model, not a curated record. Gene Ontology annotation, biological process: spindle assembly; regulation of microtubule polymerization or depolymerization; protein localization to microtubule plus-end.